CUGAUCAACACAGUGCUGAACGCGCUGAGACAGUCCAACCCUGAGAAAAACUACGAAAUUUUCGAAAUGGCUAACGACAUAAGCGUUUUGAAGAAGACUCUUUACCAAAAGGCAUAUUUUAGAUUUCUUGGAAGAUCUCAUGGAAUUGCCGUUGAUAAACAACUGCGAAUCGUUCGUACUGACUGCACCCUUUCGCGUCAAAUCCACGCAGCUCGAGAUCAAAACGCUGACCGGGUCUGUGGAACAGUUCGUGAGGCAAAUUCGGCAGAAUGUACUCCAGAUACCGGUACGACCGAAACUAGAAACCUCGGAAGACGUGAAAUUCGAACCAAGCACCAAGAAAAUCACCAAGUAUCGUACAAAAAUGUCUUCGAGGGUGAAAAGAAGAUCUACCGACGAAAGUGUUGUCAAAGAUGCGGAAUUCUCUUUUAAUGAUCGAUCUGAGAGGAGGUUUUCCGACCCCGAGAAAAAAGUUGGCAGACAUACGGACAAAAAUUUUAUCCAGAAAAAUAUUCAGCAUGCGGCUACGGUUAGGAAAAUAGAGUACGAUACUGACGAAGACGAAAACCCAUCAGACAAAAGAAGAAGAUCGAGCCAGAGUUCGAACAAACCUCGCAGGAGAAGUAGUGAUUCGCCACCGGCCAGCAUUGCUGACAGACCCGACCUACAACCGGUGAAACUAUCCGAAGAUGUGGUGGCCAUUUUGGAGGAUAUGGCCAAGGAGGGCGAGGAUAAAACGGAAAAACCUAAGCUCGUUGAGGAGAAAGUGUCCGAAAACAAGCCAGAGGAAAAAGCUAGACGUAGUGCAGAUGAGAGUGGAUUUGGUGGUAGAAUUGUGGUGCAGGAUCAUAUGAGGAUACAUUUGAAGCAAACCACUUGUCCCGCUUGCAUGGAGAAGUACAGGAUUCCUUUGCCAACGCCCAAGACACCGCGUGUAAAGCCAUCUUCAGUAAUACCACUAGCGCCAGGCGAAAAUCCCGAUUUAAAAACGAACAGUCAACACCGCCUGUCAAUGCUGAUCAACAAGGAAAUGUUCAAAUUGCAAUCGUACGAAAGAAGAUUUUCUUCUGACGAAAAUUCAAGCGCGCACAAUAUAAGGCCUUAUUGUGCGUUUCAGGAGGAACAGCUUAAGGAAGCAAGAGCUGGAAUCCUGCUCCUCGGAAUAUUUGAACCUGUCGCCGCUGGAAUUAGCUAAGAUCGAACUAGAAAUAAAAGAGAAAGAAACCCAGAAGAAACUCCAAAAAUUCCUCGGGGAAUAGAGAGAUUCCAGCGCGGUUUUGUACCGGUUUAUUUUUGUUAUAUACAUGCCGAUGUACUCUACACUUUCAUUUUACCUAAUAAAUAUCAUCAACUGAU
Molecule: messenger RNA, 1356 nt
Organism: Sitophilus oryzae (rice weevil)
Lineage: Eukaryota; Metazoa; Arthropoda; Insecta; Coleoptera; Curculionidae
Exons: 7
Coding region: 140-1195 (351 amino acids)
Source: RefSeq, a predicted model, not a curated record